This is a messenger RNA of Capsicum annuum, 922 nucleotides long. Its product is annotated as pre-mRNA-processing protein 40A-like. Gene Ontology annotation, molecular function: RNA binding. Bases 394 to 792 code for a protein of 132 amino acids. Gene Ontology annotation, cellular component: U1 snRNP; U2-type prespliceosome. The record is from RefSeq and is a predicted model, not a curated record. Lineage: Eukaryota; Viridiplantae; Streptophyta; Magnoliopsida; Solanales; Solanaceae. The transcript is spliced from 4 exons. Gene Ontology annotation, biological process: mRNA cis splicing, via spliceosome.
UUGUAAGAUAAAGAUGUCAACUUCUAUCUUUAAAGUUUGUAUUACUGUUUGUGUGCAUAAAUGAUUCUUAUUAAGUAAAUAUAACGAAAGCGCUGUUAACAGAGAUGCUAUCCAUUUUUAUUUAUUCACUUUUUUUCUAUUAUCCAAACAAGGGUGCUUGAUUUUUCCUUCAAUUUAACCUGAUCAGUGCAAUUAAGUUUAUGUGUCAAGUGUCUUGUGAUAUUGUAGAUGACUUUGAACAAGUGGAGAAUUGUUGGUAUUCACGAAAGAACUUUUAUCCCCAUCACCCUGCUUGUAAUUUAUACACUUUAUGGUAACUCAAAUGCAUGGACAAGGCUCCAUUUGGUAUCCUAUUUUUGUUACUGAUAAGCAUUCUGAAUUUGUGUUACUUGUAUGUUGCUUCAGUAUCUUGAUGACAAGUCAGAAAUUAAAGAUGCAGUUAGGAUGGCCGAGAUUGGAUUGACAUCAGCCUGGAGGCUUGAUGAUUUUAAGGUUCCAAUCGCCAAGUAUAUUAGCUCUCCACCAAUGUCAGAUACCAACUUAAAGUUUGUCUUUGAGGAGUUACUGGAAAGGGCCAGGGAGAAAGAAGAAAAAGAAGCUAAAAAGCGUAAACGUCUAGCAGAUGAGUUCUAUGAACUUCUUCAUGCAUCAAAGUGGUUGCAGGAAAUUGCUGCAUCAUCGAAAUGGGAGGACUGCAAAUCCCUCUUCGAAGAUAGGCAAGUAGCUUCUUUUGCUUUUAUUGAUCUAGAAUUAGUAACACGAUUGCAAGGACCAUUGGAGAAUGAUAAUUGAUAUUAUUUUCAAGGACCAACUCCUUCAAUAUUCUAAACUCAGUAAUUCACAUAGUUCUAGAAUGUACCUUAGAAUAAUAGCUGUGUUGAAUGAUUUGUUGUUUUAUAUUCCUCAACAUUUAGGUAGGCUA